This is a messenger RNA of Chironomus riparius, 5543 nucleotides long. Lineage: Eukaryota; Metazoa; Arthropoda; Insecta; Diptera; Chironomidae. The record is from the annotation of a GenBank genome assembly.
GAUAAUCAACGAAAUCGUAAGCAAAUUGCUGGUCGUACUUUGACAUUUUCAAUUAUUUUUAAUUAAAUCUAGAAGGAACACUUAUAAUUAAGUUGUUAACGAGGCUUCAUAGAAAAUGCUUUUAAAUAAUUCACUUUGUCUGCUGGUCUAUAGAGCUGGAUGUCAAGUGAUUUAAUUUCUUGAUUUGCAAACUUUUUAAGUUUUGUAGUCAAGAAGAUUAAUAUGGAAUCAAAGUAGAAUUUUUAAGGCUGUUUGUUUUAAUAUUCGACACUGGAUGCGCUUACAUGAUAAAAAGUAUCAACAAAGUACUGGAUUACUUGUACUGUAUUAAAGUCAGUUAUGCUCAUUUCGACACUUAACUUCCAUACAGCAUUUAAGUCCAAUUAUCGCUGAAAGUACGUAAUGACACGUGGCUAAUCCAUAGCGGAUUGAUGUAAUAUAAUCUAUUUAACAGCUGCAUCCUUAAGAAGUAAUCAAGUUCAUUCAUAAAAGGUAAUAAAAUUGAAAGUGCAUUGUUUCGCAAAUAAGUUUCUAUUGGACUAGAUACAUAAGGUUCGUUUUCUCACAGACAUAUUGUGGAAUUUUGCAAUUUACUGAUUAACUGAUAAGGUUCAGAUAGUCGAAAAAGAUGCAUAGAUCAAGGAAUAUUAUGUGCUAUAAAUUGGAAUAAAAACAUUCAAGAUCCAGUAAAAUUACAUCAAGAAAUCAGAAAAAAAUAGCAAUUAAGUUGGUUCCUAUGGACGUCAAUGAUGAGAAGCUCAGCUUAGAACGAAAAAUACGAAAGAAAAAUCUUGACAAGACUUAAAUAUUUUAUUAUAGUCUCAAAUCGCUAGAAAUGUCGUAAGAAGCGAGUGUAAAACACGCACAAGUGCUUCAAUUAUCGUUUUAGUUUAUUUUGGUGUUGUUUAAUGUGAAUGGCGAGCAAGUGAAAAUCGAAAUCAAGUGAAUCGUCAUUUUUUUGCUUAAAUUAAUAUAGGAAUAUAUCUCUUGGUUCUGUUUGUUUGUUCAAUUUCGCUGAAAUCUCAGUUAAUUGAAAGAGUAAAGCCAGAAAAAAAUAGAUAUUCAAGCAAGUGAUUCCAUCAAUUAUUUUGAUGAUACAGCAUAGAAUAAAAUAGAAAUAAGAAAUAUCAAGGAAUCAGAAAGAAUUAAAAUGUAUUUAAAAAGAAGUAUAAAAGUGCCACAAUUAAAAUUAAAUAAUUGUUUAUAUGCAAUAUAUUUUAUGUCUGCUUUCCUAACGAUUGGUCAAGUGCGAAGUGAUAGUAAUAGUGAAAAUUAUGCCAAUCACCUAAAGAAAAUGCCUUUGGCAGGCUCGGGACAUGGAGCCUCGAAUAGUAAUAAUAAUUUACAGAAACGUAGCUCGUAUGCUGUAAUAAGUCAAGCUAUGUCUGAAACUAUAAGUGACAAUGAAUUUAGUGGAAGUGCAGCUUCCGGUUCAUGUGCUGUAGAUGAUUUUGAUUGUACGAGCGACAGUGAUUAUAUGGGGUUGGAAGCAAUUCGUUCACUACAUAGGCAGCUUGAUGACGAUGACAACGGUGACAUUGAUUUAUCUGAGUCAGAUGAUUUCCUUCGAGAAGAAUUAAAAUACGAAGGGGGAUACGAAAAACGACAUAAAGCGUUUCACUUUAAUGACGACAUGCAUAUAUCAGUAAAAGAGUUGUGGGAGGCUUGGCUCAAGUCAGAAGUACACAAUUGGACGCUUGAUCAAACUUGCGAAUGGCUUAUUCAAAGCGUACAACUUCCACAAUAUGUUACAUUAUUUAAGAAACAUAAAGUCAGUGGAAAAGUUCUUCCACGACUCGCCGUUAAUAAUUUUCAUUUUGUUAGCAAUGUCUUAGGAAUUAAGGACCCCAUUCAUAAACAAAAAAUAGGACUUAAAGCAAUGGAUGCUGUUCUUUUUGGACCACCGAGAGAGACUGGAACGAAAUGGAAGGACAUAGUUUUAGUAGCACUUUUAUUGACAGCAAUUAUUGGCAGCUGGUAUGCUUAUCAACAAAAUAAGAAUGCUAAAGGACAUUUGAAGAGAAUGAUUCGUGACAUGGAACAAUUGCAUAAAGCAGAGAAGGAACUCUCAAAAAUGCAAACAGAGCUAGAACAUGCUCGUAUCGAGCAAGAAAAUGUCGGUAAGGAGAAAAUGGAUCUUGAGAGGAGACUAAAAGAAGCACCACUUAAAAAUUCCAAUUCUGAAAUGGAGUUACAGCAGUUAAAACAAGAAAUUGAACUUUUAAGGAAUGAACUAUCAAGAGCUGAAGUAGAACUUAUUGAUCAUCAUUGGACUCCACCGCCUCCAUUACAGAGCUGGCUUCAAUUAACAUAUGAACUUGAGACGAAGAAUCAUCAAAAGAAACGUGUUUCAGCAGAAAAUCAACUUAUGCAAGCUCGUGAAGCAUGCGAAAAAUUGAGGAAAAAGAGAUCGAGUUUUGUCGGUGCAUUUGUUUCAACGCAUGGCAGGAGCAUCGACGACGUUGAUAGAGCAAUUGUAGAAGCACGAAACUCACUUAGUGAAGUAACGAAUGAACUCCAAGAGAGACUACACCGUUGGAAGCAGAUUGAGACAAUUUUGGGAUGUAAUAUUGUAAAUAAUAACGGAAUAGCAUAUUUAGAAAAUAUGUUAUAUCGAUCAAAUGGCACAUCUAGUAAAUCAUCAAGAGGACGUAUCUCGAGUAGUCAAGAUGAUCUAGACGAUGAUUCAAUUCAAGGAUUCCUCACCGACGUCAAAUAUCUUCGAGAUCGCGAAGAGUCUUCAAGCGACGAUGACCAUGAUCGUGAAUCUGUAACUUUUAUUCUUGGUGGUACCUUUGAUGAAUCCCAUACAAGUCCACUUGUAUCUACUCCCGCAAUUCAAUCAGCCCUUAUUGCCACACCCUCAAAUUCACUUGUUCCAGUUACCUCUUCCGUAAAUACAAUUAAUGUAUUCAGGCAAUCACUUGCUAAUGUACCAAUAUUGGUGCAUCAAGGAAAUUCUGUUGAGAGUAAUAGCACAUCUAAUGAAGAAACUCGUUCAAAUGUGUCAUCGAGUUCUGAAAGAACUGCUUUUCCACCACCACCUCCACGAGCAAAAAAGCAAACUUCAUUACCGCCAAUCUCAUUGCAAUCAUCAUCAUCAUCCGUAUCAAAUAGAGCUCCAAUGCCUCCACCAAGAAAAAAUUAUCCAAAUCAGAACAUCAUCCAUAGUUCCAAAUCCAGCAGCAUCUUGGAGUCCAUGGGAUCCUCUGUUUCAUCAACAGAAGCUUUCCUUGAAGCAGUCCGCAACUACAGUUCAAUCUCCGAUAACAAACUACCUUCAAUCAAUGAUGACAACGUGUCCAACUCCUCCUCAGAAGACGUUACGAAGAAACGAAAGCGACGAUUAUUCCCGUUUGUCAAGAAGUCAAGUAAAAGCAAAACUAAAAGCUCAUGAAAGUUCAAAAAGUCUCACUGACGAGCAUCGAUGUGAAUUAGCAGAACAUAAGUAUUUUAGUAAUAGCCUCAACUGUUUAGAUACGAAAAAUUUCUAGCUCAAGAAAAUAAGAAGAAUAUAUUGAAAAAAUCUAUCUCGUCCGUUCCUCUAUUAACAUAUUUAUUUAUACCUUAAUGACAAAUGGUACUUAUACAUAAAUUGUAAUUAAAUUAAGGAAACCUUAAUGACAUCACAAAUAUUUUUUAAAUCUAUUUUCUUGCAUUUCAAUGGAACUAAUAUGAUUUUAUAUUCACUGGUUCUGGUUGCAUCCUUUCUUACUGGUCGGUUCGCAUUGAAAUGCUUCCUAGUCAUCAACAUGUGAUGACUAUUUUAAAAAUAAUAGUUUAUCCUAAGAUUUAACUGAUAAUGAUGACUGUUAAUUUAUAGUAGAUCUUCCGAACUUCUUCAAUGUGCACCGGUAAUAAUGAAACGUCUGUGCACAUGAAUCUAAUUAAUUAAUGCGAAAUUUGUGGGACUGAUUAAGAAAAAAAAAAUAUUAAGAAAUGUUGUUGAAAUUUUGCGAAACCUAAAUUCAAUGGCAUUUUAAUGCUCUUCCCCAAAAAAAAAUUAUUUCAAAUCUUUCGCUUUGAAUUCGAAUAUUUUUAAAUCUCAAUAAAAGAAUGAUGAAAAUCGAAUCGUAUUUACUCUUUUCUUUUUUGAUAUUAUGAAACUCGAUAUAAUGAUCCUCUUUUGUCCAAAACUCGUAUUACGAUUUAAUCCAAUUAUUAAUAUUUAAGCUUAUUUAUUUAUUUUCUAAUAAAGACGUGAGAUGAGAAAUUAUGUGAUUGAUGAUCCAAUUUUUAUUGAAAAGAAACUUUUUGACGAAAUUUUUGAAUUUUUAUUUUGCAAUAAAUUUUUAAUGUCAUCAUGUUGAAGAUUAACAUGUGUGUUGUAUCUAUGCAUUGAUACGACUUAAGAAUAUUAUGAAGAACAUAAGUGGAUCAUAAAUUAUAUCUGUGAAGGUUAAGUUUAUAAUGUUCAAUUAAAAAAUUCUAGUACCAAACAAACCAAUUCAUGUUUAUACCAAUUAAAAUCAUUCAAGGGUAUCUAGCCUCAUCAAGUGCAUAAUCAUAUUAUAAGUUAUGCAAACAAUCUUACUGUUGAGUUGGUAGAACAAAUUAUUGGUUUGAAUACGACGGACUUUUGUGACUUCAUGAAGCAAUUAAGUCAUCAAGCCUGAGUUUUCAACACCUUCCGUAAUUUUUUUUUAAAUACACUAGACAACAAUGAGUCAGUCUUCUUGUAUACACGUGCUGAUGGAAUUUUAAAGACUGAUGAAGUUUUAAAAUGUUUUGAGGGCGUGUAGCUUAAUGAUAAGAAUGUCUGUUUUUGUUACAGCUACACACAUGCUGUUUUUAUUUUAAAAACAAAUCUUCAGUACAUGUUAGAAGUCAUUAGAAUUUUAUAAACAUCAUAAACUUAUUAACAAAGCAGAGAUCAUCAAAUAAUCUAGCAAUAUCAGUAUCUUUAAUGAAGAUAAAAAUUUUAUUGUGAUAAAAAUGAAAAGAGGAUGUGAAUCAUUGGCAACAAAUAUUAAAAUAAAAAUCUAUAAAGUCAGAAGCGACCUUAUUAAUGUGAGGAAGUGUGGAAAUAAAUAAACUUAAUGCUAAAAUCUUUGAAUUAAAGAAAUUGUGGCAUUAACAGCCACAAAAAUUAAGUAUAAUCCCAAUUUUAAUGCUACCUAAUAAGUUUAAAUAGUCGAUAUUUAAAAAGACAACAACUAAGCAAAGUCAAGAGAAUAAAAUUUUUAAGCAUUAUGUUGAAAGACUUUAAGCAUGAUUAUCGAAAGUAUAUCAAGUAAUUUAAAUUAUUAUUGAUGAUUGCGAUAAGAAGAUAGUUAAUAUUUAACAAUAAAGUAUACAAGAAAAUUAAUUGAGUUGAAAGAAAAUGUGAUUUUUCAUGUCACUUCCAUUUCCAGUUCGAUGAUUAGGACGUAAGUAGCUUGGCAGUAAGUAUGACUAAUGUUUUAUGAUAGAUAAAUCUUUGGCCAGUUUAGGGAUCGUUUAUUUCUGAUGUUCAUCAAAUACAGGUUUGUUUAGAAUUAAAGUUGAACUUAUAAAGGCUAAAACAUCCAGCUAUUUAUGGAUAUCACUUAUGAAUGAUCCCA